Molecule: messenger RNA, 609 nt
Organism: Penicillium nucicola
Lineage: Eukaryota; Fungi; Ascomycota; Eurotiomycetes; Eurotiales; Aspergillaceae
Product: 40S ribosomal protein eS10
Exons: 5
Coding region: 1-609 (202 amino acids)
Cellular component (GO): cytosolic small ribosomal subunit
Molecular function (GO): RNA binding; structural constituent of ribosome
Source: RefSeq, a predicted model, not a curated record
AUGACUCAGCAAGACCUAUCACAUGACCCGACCCAGACUCUGGUUAGGGCUCAAACCCUGCGCUCGAAGUGGCCGGUCGCACUUUUCCGCAGCGAAGCUCCACUUUCAAUCCAUCAUUUAAAUCUACCAUUAUUCCGGCCGUUGUCAAAGCGAUUCCCCGAAUUGCAACAGGAACUCGCGACAAUGCUUAUCCCCAAGGACGACCGCAAGAAGAUCCACGAGUACCUCUUCCGUGAGGGUGUUCUCGUGGCCAAGAAGGACUACAACCUUCCCAAGCACGGUGACAUUGACACCAAGAACCUCUUCGUCAUCAAGGCCCUCCAGUCCCUGGACUCCCGCGGCUAUGUCAAGACCCAGUUCUCGUGGCAGUACUACUACUACACCCUCACCCCCGAGGGUCUGGACUACCUCCGUGACGUUCCCACGCUCCCCCCCCGCGGCAUGAUGGGCGGUGAGGAGCAGCGCGGUGAGCGUCGUCCCCGUGCUCCCCGUGAGGGCGGCUACCGCCGUCGCGAGGAGGGUGGCAAGGAGGGCGGUGCCCCCGGCGAGUUCGCUCCCUCUUUCCGCGGUGGCUUCGGCCGUGGCCGUGGUGCUGCUCCCCAGCAGUAA